Caenorhabditis elegans is the source of this 1044-nucleotide messenger RNA. RefSeq names its product Seven TM Receptor (gene str-10). The record is from RefSeq and is marked reviewed. The coding region runs from base 1 to 1044 and encodes 347 amino acids. Lineage: Eukaryota; Metazoa; Nematoda; Chromadorea; Rhabditida; Rhabditidae. The transcript is spliced from 6 exons.
AUGAGCACCGACUACUUAGAGUGGAUUUCAAUUUCUUACAUCAUUGUACUUGUUGGAUUUGCAGCAACGUUAAUUUUCGGAUUGCUUUUGAUCAUCUUAAAUAUUUUCUGUGUACGUGGAGUAUUCAUAACUUAUAGAAUUCUUAUGAUAACCUUCACAUGCUCAGGAAUUCUUUUUUCAACGUUUGAAGUUGUCUUUAAUCCAAACAUGUUUUCUUACAACUCUGGAACAAUAUAUUUUACACUAAGCAAGCCAUUUGGGUUCGGUAAGGAUGUCUUAACAGUGUCCCUUGUUGUUUACACAGGAUUAUACUCUGCCACCACUUGCUUAAUUGCGAUUCAAUUCAUUUAUCGAUACUGGGCGGUUUUUGACGAGACUAAACUCCGACUUUUCCAUGGAUGGCAUAUCUCCAUCUGGAUUAUUUACGUGUUAUAUUUUGGAAUGCAAUGGGCAAUUGGAGCGUACAAUUUUGUGAAGACUGAUCAAGUUGCAAAAGAUUUUUUCCGAGAAGAAAUUAUGCUCCGCUUUAACGCCAGUAUUGAUGAUUUACCAGCACUUUCUCUGGUAGCUUUCGAUCCGAGCAACGGCAGUAUAAGAUGGUGGAACGUGAUGACUAUCGUUAACAUGUCUUUUAUUAUGAGUAUCCAAUACGGAAUAAUCAUUUAUUGUGGAUGGUCCAUGUAUUCUAAAAUGGAGGAAAAAAUCAAAAACUAUUCAAUAGUACUUCAAAAACAUCACAAUCAGCUUUUCAAAACUUUAGUGCUUCAGAUAAUAGCUCCCACUGUUUUUCUCCUCACACCCCUCUCAUUCAUCAUCUAUCUUCCAUUUUUUAAUAUUAAGUGUAGCCUACCAACGGGUGUUCUGCUUUCGUUAUUUACUUUAUAUCCAACUGCUGAUUCAGUUGUUGUGAUAUAUGUGGUAACGGAAUACCGACAAAAAUUGAAACUUCUCACAGAUUGCUUUAUCACAACUUUAAAGAAUAUUCGUUGCUGGAAAAACAAUCAAAUAAAUGUUCAAGGGACAACACAGACUAGAACGAUGUAG